AUGCCAUGCUGUUUUUCUCCAAACCGUCAGCUGGGUGUGUCAGAUGAACUGGAGAAAGUUCUUGCACACAGAGAUAUUUUGCGACAAAAAUGUGAUGAACUUCGAUCUCGAGUUGAGGCAGCCCCUGCAAGAAUUCAGUGCCUGCAGGAGGAUCUGCGGAAGUCUAGAAAGCACCUCACCGAGAUAGCAAAGUGUUUGCAGCUUUGCAAAGCCACGGAUUCGCAGACUCGGAACGCAACGGCAUCUUCAGCAGCUGCACUGGUGGUGGAUCCACUCUUUGAUGAAGCACGGCUCCUUGAAGGCAUGGGACUUGAGCCGGAUGUGCCAUGGCUUUUGAUUGAAGCCUGGUGCACAAAUGCUUUGCUGGGAGAGCAGUGGCUUCGUUCGGAAGACUUAGAGAGGAAAGCAAGGAAAAGCUCCUCAGGCAUAUGUAGCAUACCACUGGAACCCAGGCUGCUUUUCUCACGGAAGGCAGACGAGAAAAUGAGUAUUGAAUCGGUAUGUGGAGGGGCUCUACCAGGAGGCUUGGGUGCUUUGCACUUGCACUUCAACAAAACGGAGGAAGGCGCAGAGACAGUACUUUCUGACCUGCAGUUAUCUUGCACACGAGCAUGCAAGCAUUCUGCUAUUCCGGGCAAGGUGAACCUUCAAAUAUGGUGCUGGGGAGGCGCAGUCAAUGUUGAGACAAGCAAGAGGCGUCAGAGAUCAAUACCUUUAGAUGCAACCUGUUGGUUAGAAGCGAUGGCUUCAGAAGAUAGCCCAAAGAAUAGAGCAGCCGCUGGGAGACUGCAAGUGAGAUCAGAUGAAGCACUAGUCAUUGGAAGACAUCAUGCAGUAAUUCAGGGUUUGCUGGACAAGAAGGAUCUAAGCUGCGUGUCACGUGAGCACUUGCGUCUAUGGUUCAACAAGAAGACCAAAACCAUCCAAGUGGAGAAUACUAGUGGAAAUCCCAUUGUCAUCAACAAUGGCAAUGGAAGAAGGCUGGGUCCAAUUGCUUCAUCUUCAAACCUGCAAACCGUUCGAGCUGGCAAAUUGGGUAGAGCGCAAAGUGGUGACGUUCUACAACUGCUCAGGCCCGAAUCUACUAACGAAUCUGCAAAGGACGAAAGGAAUUUGAGCGGUGCCGGUCCUCUCCUGUCCUUCCGCAUUGUUGUUCAUCAGCCUAAGAUGGCUGAGAUAGUUUGCGCUGGCAAGAACUGCAACGGUGGAGGCGGUGACCCACUCUAUGAGGUCCAACGACUUGUCUCGGCUGAAUUAUCUCACUCUGAGAUCUACUGUGCCUCGUGCUGUGACGAUCCAAAUAUGAAGAGCUCAAUGUAUUCUUUCAAGAAACUUCCAUACACAUUGCCAGCUGCUUGGAAUUUGCUCUGCGAAUCUGAUGCUGUUCCAGCGGAGUCGUAUCCUGGCCUUCAAGGGCUUUUCACGUGGGGAGCAGACUUCGGGAUGCAGAAGUUGCACCUUCCAAACGUGACUCCCUCAUCUCAGGCCAUUGCUCAGAAGGUCGAAAGCCGUAAUGCACAGACAGAGCAUUCAAGAUGCGCAGCCUCCGAAGAGGAGCAAAAGGAGGAGCGACCAGAAGCAGAUGCAGAAGAGCACCAAGAUAGAGCACCAGAAGAAGAAGAGUCAGAGGAGUUGGCUGUGGCAUCCAGGGAAAACGGAGAAGUGCCGCUUGCAGCUGCAGAAUUGUCACCGCAAGAAUUGCCUCUUGAUGAAGCAAGUGGUGAUUGGGAGUCUCACGAGAGAGCUAAUUCUCUCAACUUUGAAGAUGGGAAAGGACGAAGUGUUUUCAUUCCCGUAGCUGAACCACAAGCUGGCUCUGGGAACGAGAUUGAGCUCUCAGCAUCAGCAGGGGUGCACCAAGAAUUGGAGGACUUUGAUCACCUUAAGCAUCUUGAGCUCACAAACCACAAGUCUGAGGGCUUUGAAGGCGACGCUAAGAAGGACUUGAUCCAAGAUGCCAGUGAUGACCAGGCGCGAAGCCCGUCUGGAAAGAAGCGGGUGUUACACGAUGUUGAACCGCUUCACCCACACACAGAUGAUGAGAACCAUCAGCUCUUCCUUAAGCUGCUGUGUCACAGAACGGGAGUGCUUUACAAAGGAGAACACCUGGAGAUACAUGCCAAUGUGCAGCAGGCGUCGCGAUCCAUCGACCUCACUGCCACAGUAACGCUUGUCUACGUUGCAACUCGAAACCGCAAACUCUCCAGGCUUGAAGCAACCCUUGAGACGGACUUCGCGGCCCUUCACUGCGAAUGUGGCCAGAACUCAUUCACGGAGGGUUUGCUGACAGUCCUGCUGGAUGAGCAAGCUACAUCCUUCGAACAGAAGAUUAAGUUCGAGCUGAUGGAUGUUCUCGGUCAACCACCUUCCAUGAAUGUCAAGGCCAACCUGGUGGGAGAGAUGAAUGAGGAGCCUAUGGAGCUUGCCAAUUUUUUCAUCCGACUUCCACUGCUUGUUACCAGCUUCUUGAAGCCACUGCAGCCAACCUUUCGUUUCAAGCAGGAAUGGGACUCGCCUGAUUUGGAGGCUGCUGCAGAUGUGCAUUCAACUGCAGAUUGGAUGAGGUCCAAGGAUUCUCUUGCUGCCUUGACACUGGAUGGGACGAUGCAACUUUUCCGGUUGGACGACAAUCUGUUCGGUCUUGGUGCCACAUUGCCAGCUCACGGCUGCCAUGAGUCUCAGGCUGUUCUGGUGAGAAUGUCUGCUUUUCCGGAUGGAAAAAUGGUUAUGCAAGCGAGAAGCCAGGAGCGGCGCCUCGCAGACGCAGUUGCUGCAGCUAUUCUGUCAUUGUUCUGGAGCCAUCCUGCUGAUCUUUGA
This is a messenger RNA of Durusdinium trenchii, 2817 nucleotides long. The record is from the annotation of a GenBank genome assembly. NCBI's taxonomy places the organism in Eukaryota, Dinophyceae, Suessiales, Symbiodiniaceae.